AUGUACAUCUUUUACUUCUACUACGUCAUACUAUCUACACAACCCCAGUAUUGCUCUUUGAAGUCUCCUUCACAUCACUCCUUCACGCGUCUGUCGCCGCAGGCUCAGCCAAUCCCUGACGAGCUGCUGACUCGACAGCUGGGCAACCAGGCGACCUUCAGUCCCGUGGUCACCGUGGAGCCGCGCAGACGCAAGUUCCACCGGCCAAUCGGCUUGCGGAUCCCACUGCCUCCGUCUUGGAGGGAGAGCGUGCGUGACGCCGGGGAGGGGGACACUACCAGCCUGCGCCUCCUCUGCAGUGUCAUCGGCGGAACCGCGCCGGCCCAGUGGGAAGACAUCACAGGCACCACCAAGCUGAUGUACGCCAACAACUGCGCCAACUUCACCACAACGUGUCUCGGCAGGUUCUGGCUGGCAGACUGCCCGCGCACAGCAGAGGCGGUGACCUUUUCCAACCUGCUGUACCGGGAGCUGAUGGCCGUGCCCUACAUGGCCAAGUUUGUGGUGUUCGCCAAGAUGAACGAGGCGCGCGAGGGCCGCCUGCGAUGCUACUGCAUGACGGACGACAAGAUGGACAAGACCCUGGAGCUGCACGAGAACUUCAGCGAGGUGGCCCGCAGCCGCGACAUCGAGGUGAUGGAGGGCAUGCCACUGCACCUUGAGUGUUCCGGAAACCUGGUUCCUGUGAGGAAAGCCACUCAGCAGCCUCGCAGCUUCAGCUUCCAAGCCUUCCGAGAUAACCGCCUGCCCGUCUCUGUCAAGGUCCGUGACAGCAACAAGGAAGCUUCUGGAUUCCUGUCUUUUCUGCGCAAGUCCACCAAGUAUGAGGAUGUACAGCACGUGCUGUGUAACCUCAACAUAACCAUGCCACCAUGUGUCAAGGUGGUGGGUAGCGAGGAGCGGCGGCGAACCUUGACCCCGCUGGCUCUGAGGGAGCGAUACAGCGCGCUCAACGAGCCCGGUCUGGCUACAGUCAACGCCAUGGAGAGGACCGAACUCAAGAUCUCCCUCAUCUGUGAACAGCUAGGACUGAGCUGGGCAGAGCUGGCGCGGGAGCUGCAGUUUGGAGUGGACGACAUCAACAGGAUCCGAGUGGAGAACCCUAACUCCCUGCUGGACCAGAGCUCCGCCCUGCUCAACCUGUGGGCCAGCAGAGAGGGCAAGAAGGCCAAGAUGGAGAGCCUAUACGGGGCUCUGAAGAACAUCGACCGCUCGGACAUUGUCGGCUCCCUCGAGGGCCAGCCGCCGCAGCCAGGGGGCGGGGCCAGCGAGGAGGGCGCCUGUCGACUGUCCGUUCGAGACUCCACCCUGCUCUCGCCCAGUAUUAUCAAUGGUUACGGGCUGGUUCAGGAGGACCUGCUCUCCCCGGCCUCCAUGCACUACAGCCUGCCCUCCCCGCUGGGCGUGGAGCCCUACUGGCAGGAGGUGUCCAGCCUGGAGUGCGCCCCCAUCGCCACCACCGAGGAGGACACGUUGAUGGAGAUGUCCGACGUGCAGGUGUGGCCCCUGGGAGUCAGCCCCUCGCUGGUGACGGUGGAGGACUCGUCCCUGGACGGCAGCAGCCGGGCGGACGACUCCGAGGGAGCCACCCUGUCGCUGCCCUGCAGCCUGGGGCGCCCCAGCUCUGGGGCCAGCGGCGCCAGCGGCUCCAUCAUGGAGUUGGAGGAGGAGGAGGAGGAGGUGGAGGAGGAGGAGGAGACUCAACAGGAGCCGGGGCUGGCAGGUGACAGGGACAGGGAGAUGGUGAGGGCCAGCGGGGCGGUGCCCAAGGUCAACCUGAACGGCCAGCUGGGAGGUCAGAGGUCAGAGGGAAGAAGGGUGGAGGCCAUGGCGGCGGCGGCCGGCGUGAUUGGAGGAGGACGAGGAGGUGGAGGAGAAGGAGGAGGAGGAGGAGGAAGAGUAGGGCUGGGCUCAGAGGAAGGGCUUUCUGUUGUUGCAGGGCAGAAAGUGUACGCCCAGCUGUGUGAGAUGUCAGGACUGAGCCGUGCCAUGGAGCACAACGGAGACAACAGGGUGGUGGGUGGAGGGGCGUUCCAGCCGUACCUACCAGACAAGGACUCGCUGCACGGCUGGGUGGGGUCGCAGGCCAGGCCCCGGCAAGGCAUGGACAAGCUGCUGAUGUCAUCAGGACGCGACGGCGGCGUGCCGGGCUUGCGCGUGGCCCAGGAGGCCCUGCUGAUGCCGGUGUGUGACAUGGGUUACUCGGAGGUCCUCCUGGGCACGCAGCCCUUUGGCAAGGGCUUCUCUUACCAGGAGGCGGGGCUACGGGCCUGGCAGCAGGAGCAGAGGCGGGGCCAGAGAGAAGAUAAGCAGGACUAUGCCGCAGAGAUUCUAGGAGAGGAACAGUUUGUAGAUGAACAUGGAAACGUUGUCACUAGGAAGGUAGGGGUGGAUGUGAGGAGGGGCACUCAGUCAGUGAAGCGCACCAGUCUGCGGAGAGUAAAACACUGA
Molecule: messenger RNA, 2451 nt
Organism: Hypomesus transpacificus
Lineage: Eukaryota; Metazoa; Chordata; Actinopteri; Osmeriformes; Osmeridae
Product: ankyrin-1-like
Biological process (GO): signal transduction
Molecular function (GO): protein binding
Source: RefSeq, a predicted model, not a curated record